Messenger RNA from Entrophospora candida, 1923 nucleotides. The record is from the annotation of a GenBank genome assembly. NCBI's taxonomy places the organism in Eukaryota, Fungi, Glomeromycota, Glomeromycetes, Entrophosporales, Entrophosporaceae.
AUGCUUUCACCACAAAAGAAAAAAUUUUUCGCAUUUUUUGGUUCCCCGCCAAAAUCCUCUGCCACCACCUUUACAACUACAACUGUAAUAAGUACUUCACCAAUGUCUUCACCAAAUAUAUCUUCGUCGAUAUUAGCAAGUUAUUUUCCAGAAAGCACCAACUUUAGCAGCGAAAACAAUAACAUUUCUAGCAUUCUUGGUAGUAAUAUUGGCGAUGAUAAUAAAAAAAGAACAUUGUCGUCGUCAUCAGCAUCAGUUGAUGAUAUAAAAAAAUCAAUUGAAAAUUUAGAACGUUUGAUUUCAUCAUUUAAUGAUUAUCAUGAUUUAAUAAAUAAACUUGGUAAAACUUCUAAAGAUAUUAAUAAAUCUUUAAAAUGUUAUGCUGGUGGUUGUAAAGGAAUGGAUAUUAAUCAUGUUACAAGUAUUCAAGCAACUGCUCAAUUUUAUGAAAGUAAUGCCGAAGUUCAAUUAAAAUUGAAAGAAGAACGAAUUUAUAAUGAAUUGAUACUUGAUUUGGAUAACCAAGUUAAGAAAACUGCUCGGGCACGUACCGAAUACUCUGAAAAUGUAAAAAAACGGGAAAAAAAUGCGCAUUCAUUUAUAACACAAGUAAUUCAUCGAUCUAUGGAAGCAAUUUUCAAUUCGUUUAACGAUUCAAUAAAAAAAUGUGGACAAAAUCUAACGAAAAAUUCCUCAUCUUCCUCGUCAAGCCUGACAUCGUCACAAAACAAACAAACUUCAAAUGAUUUUCUUGAGUUUUUAGAUAAUGAUGAGCAACAACAACAGGCGUCGCUAACCAUUUCAACAAUUUUAUCUACUUCACCACCCAAUUCACUACUCAUUUCAUCACCCAACUCACCACCCAUUUCAUCGCCAUCUUCUUCACGAGCGCCAAUCGAUAUACCGGUUAAACGUAGAGUCUCAACUUAUAAACCAUCGCACCAAGUGACGGCUUCGAUCGCAUCAAUGGUUGAACUACAAAAGGCAGCAAUGGAUUAUAUAUCACCAAAAUCAAAUAAUCAUUAUAAUUAUAACAAUAAGAAUAAUGGUAAUAUUGGUGGCAAUAGUAAAUACAAAACUAUUGAAAUCAAUGAUGACGAAGAUAAAAUAGAAGUCGAAAAUGCAGGUGUGAAGAAGAAUACAAAGAAAGAAAAUAAAAAGGAGGAAAAUACAAUAGAAGUUACAAUCGCUAACAAUAUUAGCAAUAAUACUAAUAAUGAUAUUAGUAACAAUAGAAAUGAUUUCAGUAAUAGAAGAAGUAAUAGCGGUGGUGGCAUUUCAAUAUCUCAAAAUAACAUUGGGACAAAUUCAUAUUACCAUCGCAUGUCAUUGACUUCUAAUGAUUCAUCAUCAUCUACCGCUACCAUUAAUUCUAAUUUGUUGUUGACAAGGGUUUCAAUUGUAAAUCAAACCGAUAAAAACGGUGAAGAUAGUUCUAAUAUGGAGGAAGUUAACGCGAAGAAUCAAAAUCAAGAUAAUGUUAAAGAUGAUGGUAAUUCUUCAAAUGUCGAAAAUAGUAAGAAUGUAGAAAGUUCGUUAAGACCAAUGCCAAGUUAUGAAACUCAAUUAUUGGUAAACUCGUUCCCGAUUGAUUUGCCUGUACAUCGGCGGCUAAUUCGUUAUCAACAACAACAUCAUAAAAGCAAUACAACUCCUAUAUCUAAUAAAUGUGGAUCUUCGGUUGCUUAUAUGAAAGAAAAAUUAUUAUCAUCUAUGAAUAAUAGUAGCAGCGGCGGUUAUGUUAAUCAAGUUAAAUCAAAAUUUGAUGACGCGAUUUCAAAUAAUUCAAAUUCCAAUAGUAAUGAUGGUAAUAGCAGUGGUGGUGGAGAUGAUGACACAAUCAAAUUUCUAAAAAAAAAUUGUAAUUGUCACAAUUGUCAACAAAUUUCUGCAGUAAUUAAUUCAAGCAUGAAAGAAGAUUAA